AUGAGUAACGCCUCUGGAGCUUCUAGUGGAUCGUCAAUCCAUCGUUCAAGAGGCAGAUUUUAUGGGGUGCCAAAAACCUGUCCGUGUGGGGAACAAAUCAUGGAAUUGAUUUCCAAAUCCAACAACAAUCCUUACCGGCGUUACUAUCGUUGUGGCUAUGCUGUGGCUAGGAAGCUUGCGAAUGAUAACCACAUGUUCAAGUGGGUUGAUGAGGCUCACUUAGAGGAGAUAGAGCAUUGA
This is a messenger RNA of Microthlaspi erraticum, 240 nucleotides long. The record is from the annotation of a GenBank genome assembly. Lineage: Eukaryota; Viridiplantae; Streptophyta; Magnoliopsida; Brassicales; Brassicaceae.